GAGUUGCCAGAGAAAUGGAACAACAUUAAGAAGUUGGCUGUGAUUGUCAAGCAAGCUGUGGCUCCUCUACAGAAUAAUGAAGUAUCUAACAUCCGUCGUAAGUGCGCCACGUUCGAUGUGGCACAGCACACUUUUCGCGAGCGCUUUCGUAAAAUUUCUGCUUUCCUGUAUUCAUGUGAAGAGCCGUAUGCCGCUAUCGAUGAGGUAAGCGAUUCAGUAGAUAGCCCUGUGAAUGAACUUGAUGGUUACCAAGUAUUUAAAGAAUAG
Protopolystoma xenopodis is the source of this 267-nucleotide messenger RNA. The record is from the annotation of a GenBank genome assembly. NCBI's taxonomy places the organism in Eukaryota, Metazoa, Platyhelminthes, Monogenea, Polystomatidea, Polystomatidae.